CGCGCCGGCGGACCCCACCCCGCAGUGGGGCCCGUGGAGCAGAAGCUACAGUCACUUCCUGAAGGCAGCGGCCUCGGCUCAGGUCCACUCACCCUGUGGCCUGUCACCCACCUGCAGCCAUGGGGAGUCAUCAGGACUUUCGGAGCCUUCAAGCAAAGUUCCAGGCCUCUCAGCCCGAGACCAGCGAACUCCCCAAAAAAUCCCCGAAGCCCGAGUUCAACAAACUCCUCAAAAGAUUUCCGCAGCCUGAGCUAGGCGAGCACCCCAAGAAGCCCCCGCAGCCCGAGUUCACUGAUCUACCCAAGAAGCCCUGCAAACUUGAGUCCAGUGAACUCUCCAAGAAGCUCCCACAACUAGAGGCCCCUCAAAAGCCCCCGCAGCCUGAGCUCAGCAACACCCCCAGGCUCCCCAUAGAGCCCAAGUUCAGUGCAUUCCCCAGGAAGUUCCAGCAGCCUGAGCCCAAUGAGGCCACCCCGAAGCCCUUGCAGCCCGAGUUCAGUGCUCUUCCCAAGAAGCCCCUGCAGCCUGAGUUCUGUGUGCUCCCCAGAAAGCCCCCGCAGCCUCAGGUCAGUGAUCUCCCUAAGAAGUCCCUGCUGCAUCCCGAGUCCAGUGAGGUCCCUCCAACGCCCCCCUCAAAGCCUGAAUUUGGAGAGUCCCACCUCCACUCCUCACAGCACAACUUCAGUACUCUUCCCAAGAAGCCCCCGCAGCCUGAGUUCUGUGUGCUCCCCAGAAAGCCCCCGCAGCCUCAGGUCAGUGAUCUUCCUAAGAAGUCCCUGCUGCAUCCCGAGUCCAGUGAGGUCCCUCCAACACCCCCCUCAAAGCCUGAAUUCGGAGAGCCCCACCCCCACUCCUCACAGCACAACUUCAGUACUCUUCCCAAAAAGAUCCCACGGCCUCAGCGGAGUGACCUCCCCAAGAAGCCCCCGCAGCCUGAGUUUGGUGACCUCACCAGGACGACCUCGGAGCCCGAAGUCAGUGUGAUUCCCAAGAGGCCACGGCAGUGCGAGUCCAAAGCCCUCUCCAAGAAGCCCCUGAAUCCUGAGCUGGGCAACCUCCCUAGGACAUCCUCGGAGCCCGAGUUCAGCCUGCUCCCCCAGAAGUUUCUGCAGCCCGGGGGUCAGGGGCCACCCCGCAAGUUCUCACAGCCUGAUCCCAGUUCUCUGCUCAAGAAGCACCCACAGUCUGAGUUCCUUGGUGACCUCCCUAGAAAGCCCCCACUCCCUGGCUCCUGUUCAGAGAGCUCACUGCCCACUGCCAUGGGAGGCUCCAGCCCCAGGUUUCUCCUCAGCCCAGGGUUUGGAGCCAGACAGCAGAGAUCACGAGCCUGCAGUGGAGGCUCGAGGCCGGUCCUCAAAUCUGGCCACCCACCCCGGCGGAGGCCUCUGCCCUCGGUCAGCAGCCUGGGCCCCCCUCCAGCCAAGCCCCCACUGCCCCCAGGCCCCAGGGACAUCCAGAGCUUUUGGAGAACCUCAGCAGCAAGCACAGCUUCUGCCGGCCUCCACUUCCAGGCUCGACAGCCCAAAGACAUCCCACCGGACCCAGAUGAGGCCUACGAGCUGUACGACGACGUGGAGCCCACAGCUGACUCCAGCCCCAGCCCCAAGGGCAGAGAAGCAGUGCUGUCUACCCAGCAACCCCUCUGGAGGCCACCACAAGACCCAGAGCCCAGGAAGGAGAAGGCCCCCCAGCCACAGCAGUUGCCGCCCACGGACCUGAAGUCUCUGAGGCAGAUCCGGAAAGCAGAGAAAGCUGAGCGGGAGUUCCGGAAGAAGUUCAAGUUUGAGGGGGAGAUUGUGAUUCAGACAAGGAUGAUGAUCGACCCCAAUGCGAAGACCCGUCGUGGGGGUGGCAAGCACCUGGGGAUUCGGCGUGGGGAGAUCCUGGAGGUGAUUGAGUUCACCAACAAGGAGGAGAUGCUCUGCCGGGACACCAAGGGCAAGUAUGGCUAUGUGCCCAGAACAGCUCUACUGCCCCUGGAAACAGAGGUGUAUGACGAUGUCGCUUCCUGGGAUCCUCUGGAUAACCAACCUUUCCCCGGGGGACGAUAAGGCCUACAGGUGUGGGGACCCAGGACAACCCACCAGCCCAGCCACCUCUUAACCCAAGAAGCCCUGGAUCCCAGUUUGGCCAUCACAGAACUGCCCAGAUUCCUGUCUGACCACGUACACAGACCACAUAAAGCCCCUCUUUUA
Hippopotamus amphibius kiboko is the source of this 2195-nucleotide messenger RNA. Its product is annotated as zinc finger protein 414. Gene Ontology annotation, cellular component: plasma membrane. Gene Ontology annotation, molecular function: protein binding. Gene Ontology annotation, biological process: integrin-mediated signaling pathway; protein localization to plasma membrane; T cell receptor signaling pathway. Lineage: Eukaryota; Metazoa; Chordata; Mammalia; Artiodactyla; Hippopotamidae. Bases 120 to 2051 code for a protein of 643 amino acids. The transcript has 11 exons. The record is from RefSeq and is a predicted model, not a curated record.